Molecule: messenger RNA, 465 nt
Organism: Prorocentrum cordatum
Lineage: Eukaryota; Dinophyceae; Prorocentrales; Prorocentraceae
Source: the annotation of a GenBank genome assembly
AUGCACGAGCUGCUCGCCGCCCGUCGCUCCCUGACGGCCCGGGGGGCCCCGAUCCCCGGACCUGGCCAGCACCAGCGCCUUCCCCCAACAAGAGCCGACCACGGCAUCCGCGUUGUCGCAAAUGUCGGUCGACCGAGGCCCUGGCCGGCACACCCGCUUACACCUGCAGUGGCAGCCACCGAACCCCAGACAGCUGCCGUCGUGCUUCUCUGCCUCAACGGGCGAAGAGAGGAGGAGGAGGAGGAGGAGGAGGAGGAGGAGGAGAGGGGCGGCAGAGCAGCCUGGCGUCGCGCCUGCCGGCGUCGAGGGGGCCCCCGCUGCUCUGGCCGCGUGCGGACCGCCUGCGGGAGGCCGACCCGUGCUUCUCUCGGUGUGGGCAAGCCGGGGGUGGUGCCACCGCUCGCAACGUCCGCGCCGUGCGGAAUGAUCAGGGGGGCUCAGUGCAACAAUAACGCCGGUGCAUAA